AACGGGAAAUCUCUGCGCGCCGCUACUUCAGGAACGAGAGCCAGCCCUCGCGAUUUCUUGUUCUCACGUCGAACUCUUCCCCCUGCCGACCACCCAACAAACUCUCCUCGCGUUUCCUCCAGCUCUUUCUCUGUUCGGUGUUUCCUUUGUUGAACCCAAGAAGUUAGAGUAAUCAGACGCUGUGAUGGACUCUGUUGGGAGUGGAGGGCGACCCGAGGAGGAGACUCGUGUGGUGCUCUCUCCGCAAUCUUUGUCCUUUCUUGGUGAAGGAAUCUCACUUAUGUUUUCUCGCUGGACGGCACUCCAGAUGGCUGUGGAGAAUGGAUGGGGUGGGCAGGAAUCCCGGUCCAAGUCUGAGGAGCUUGUCUCCACUGUUCUCUCAUGGUUCUCCCAAUCCAAAGGUCCACUUUAUAUUGAUGAUUUGGAAAAUAUGCUUGAAGAGAAUAUGGAGGAAUUAUUCAAUACAGAAGUUGAGGACGGUAGCAUUGAAGAGGUUGCUGAAGAAUUGGUGAUUAUGCAUGAAGAUUUUCUCAAGGGAAAUUAUGAAUCAAUUGAAAAGCUGAGGAGGUUAGGUCCCAUAGCUACCUCGGUUGCUCAGAGUAAAAAGAUAGUUGACUAUGAUAGUGAUGAGGUUUCAGAAAUGAUUGUUGAUGAAUCAAAUGCGAGUGACAUGGUCGUCGAAAAGCCAAAGUCAGAGCGAGUUCCUGACGAGGAUGGAUGGUCGACCGUUACUUCUCGACGCAACAAGGGCAAGAAAUCUAGAUGAAAGCGAGAGUGAACAAUUAUAUACCAAUCAAACAAAAACUUGAAUCAGAUGCUGUUGAUAUGAUUCCAAUUUUCUUCAAAUGCUUGCUUGUUACACUCUUUCAAUUUUGAACUUAUUAAUAAAAAAAUUGACAUAAAA
Messenger RNA from Zingiber officinale, 904 nucleotides. RefSeq names its product pre-rRNA-processing protein TSR2 homolog. The record is from RefSeq and is a predicted model, not a curated record. NCBI's taxonomy places the organism in Eukaryota, Viridiplantae, Streptophyta, Magnoliopsida, Zingiberales, Zingiberaceae. The coding region runs from base 185 to 766 and encodes 193 amino acids. Gene Ontology annotation, cellular component: nucleus. The transcript is spliced from 5 exons. Gene Ontology annotation, biological process: maturation of SSU-rRNA from tricistronic rRNA transcript (SSU-rRNA, 5.8S rRNA, LSU-rRNA).